AUGCCCACGAAAAAGGUCAAAGAUGGUGACCGGAGGCGAUGUGCUAGAGCAUGCACAAACUGCAAGCGGCGCAAAGAGCGCUGUGAUGGACGACAACCAUGCCGACGCUGUGUAGAGAGGGGAGUGCUCUCAGAGUGUAGCCUUUGUCUUCCACGCCAAUCUCCUUUCAUGGCUUCAACGCUGCCAAAAACUAGGAGCAGUGCACCGCCAGACUAUAGCAAUGUGCAGCCCCACGGGCUUCAGCAUGAGAUGGCACUGCGGUUCCCUCAUCUUUCAAGAUUGAUUAAAGAUGAUAGAGGCACCUUCAUGUUCAUCGGCGACUCUGCCAACCAUAGCUUUCUCCAGAAUAUCCGGCGCAUUGUUCGCGAGCGUGUAGGGGAUUGCAUCUUUGUUGACGAUCCACUGCGCCAUUAUAUGGUUGAGGCCUGUCCAAGCAAAGGUCACAAUUCGAUUCUCCAUCAUGGGACGGAGCCACCCCCCAAGCCGACUGUGGACGAGGCGAGAUCGUUUGUAUACUGGUAUCGGCAAGCUACGCACUCCAUUCUCCAACUUUUUGACGAAAACAAGAUAUGCGACGACAUCCUAGACUGGCUACGUCUACCUCAAGAGCCCCUUGAUGCUAUCAGUGCCACAUAUUCAUUGAUACUGGCCAUUGGCGCCCAGGCGUGUCCAGAGGGCUAUGACGAGAGAGCCGAGAGACAUUUUAAUUAUGGAAGAUAUGUGACGUUGGCUACUCUAAUGGAUGAUCCUAGCAUUGCCACUACCCAAUGCCAUGUUCUCAUAGCCAUGUAUCUUCUGGCCCAAUCACGCAGGAACGCCGCCUUCAUGUACUUGGGUAUAGCCGUACGAGGAGCUUAUGCACUGGGACUUCACAGAGAGGAUGUUUCUGCAUUAUACGAUUCAACCGAGUACAUGACGAGAGAACGUCUAUGGAAAGGUAUCAGGACUCUGGAUCUGUUUAUGAGUGCAUCACUGGGUAGACCUCCAGCCACCCUGGAAACUCGCGAUACUGCAUCGAAGGAGCACUAUUCGGCCAUGAAUGACUUAUCCUACAUAUUCGAGAACAUAUUAACUGAAGUGUAUGCAAAACGGAUGAUCACAACAGAAUGUCUGAAGAAAAUUAGCGAGCUUCAUCGUGGGUGGGCGACCAGAUUCGGCGGAGGCUUGGGAGUGGACAACAUACCACCCAUUGAAGAGGUACAAACAGAGGCAGGACCUGGGCCAAAUAUCGGCCUAAUUCAUUUGAAAGAGGCAUAUUAUUGGACUAUCAUGUUAUUGUCCCGACCAUUUUUAAUCGACUAUAUUUCUUCAUCGCCACCAGAGGAGAGGAAUUCACCAUCCGACUCAACACAACCCACACCUGCCUCAUCUCCCUCACGCAACAUUCUCGCUCAAGCAUGCGUCGACUCAGCCGUUCGCACUAUCGAUCUUUUUCAGCCGCUAUUGACCAACAAGUUAACACCGAAGAGGCUGCCGUUUGUCGUGAAUUCAGCGUUUGCGGCAUCGCUGAUCAUUGGGGUUGCUCUCUUCAGCGACCUGGAUGGAUCCAUGCCGUUAAGAAGGAAACGAUUGGGAGAUGGUUGUAAGGUGUUGGAAAAAUUCAGCACACAUGACCCUGUGACGAAACGCUAUCUUGGGAUUGUGGAAAAAUUGAUUGGUGCCUGUGAUACGUUCCUGGAACUACAGCAACAGAAAAGGAUGGAGUACAAUAAUGAUCUAAUCGGAAGGCUCUUUGGC
Messenger RNA from Trichoderma virens Gv29-8, 1737 nucleotides. RefSeq lists its product as uncharacterized. The transcript has 2 exons. The record is from RefSeq and is a predicted model, not a curated record. Gene Ontology annotation, molecular function: RNA polymerase II cis-regulatory region sequence-specific DNA binding; DNA-binding transcription factor activity, RNA polymerase II-specific; zinc ion binding. The annotation marks the transcript as partial. Gene Ontology annotation, cellular component: nucleus. Gene Ontology annotation, biological process: positive regulation of transcription from RNA polymerase II promoter by galactose; DNA-templated transcription. Lineage: Eukaryota; Fungi; Ascomycota; Sordariomycetes; Hypocreales; Hypocreaceae.